Calidris pugnax (ruff) is the source of this 2933-nucleotide messenger RNA. RefSeq names its product phosphatidylglycerophosphate synthase 1 (gene PGS1). Bases 12 to 1721 code for a protein of 569 amino acids. The record is from RefSeq and is a predicted model, not a curated record. Gene Ontology annotation, molecular function: CDP-diacylglycerol-glycerol-3-phosphate 3-phosphatidyltransferase activity. The transcript is spliced from 10 exons. Lineage: Eukaryota; Metazoa; Chordata; Aves; Charadriiformes; Scolopacidae. Gene Ontology annotation, biological process: cardiolipin biosynthetic process. Gene Ontology annotation, cellular component: mitochondrion.
CGGGCGUUGCCAUGGCAGCGGGCGGAAGCGGAAGGCGCGCGGGGCUGAUGGCGGCGGCGGGGGGCGCGGAGCUGUGGCGGCGGCUAUCGGCAUGGUUACCCCGGGGCCGCCUGGGCCUGGCCGCCCUCCUCGGUCGCCUCUCCGACCGCUUCUCCCGUGGUCGAGACCGACGCGCCCGGAGAUCAUCAUGGCUUCUUCUAGCCCCGUUGCUCACUCCUCCUGUUCCUGUGGUCACAGCCCCACCUUGUUCCCUUUGUCCCGAAGGAGCACACAGGUUCCAGUGGAUCAGGAAUCUAGUUCCAGAGUUUGGGAUCUCCAGCUCUCAUGUCAAGGUGCUUUCAUCCCCAACGGAAUUCUAUGAACUCUUGAAGGUGCAGAUAAAAACAGCGAAGCAGCGAGUGGUGAUGGCUUCACUGUACCUGGGGACGGGGCUCCUGGAACAGGAGCUGGUGGAUUGUUUAGAAGAAACACUGGAGAAAUCGCUGCAAGCAAAAGGAUCCUCUGACCUCAGAGUUUCCAUUCUCCUUGACUACACCAGGGGAUCUCGGGGCAGGAAGAAUUCUCGAACGAUGCUGAUUCCAUUGCUGCAGCGAUUCCCCGAGCAGGUCCGUGUGUCCCUCUUCCACACCCCAAACCUGCGUGGGCUUCUCAGGCUCCUGAUUCCUGAACGUUUUAAUGAGACCAUUGGACUGCAGCACAUCAAGGUCUAUCUCUUUGAUGAUAACGUGAUCCUGAGCGGCGCAAACCUGAGUGAUUUGUACUUCACCAAUCGUCAGGACCGCUAUGUUCUCCUGCAGGACUCUCCUGAGAUCGCAGACUUCUUCACGGAGCUGGUGGAUGCGAUCGGAGACGUGUCUCUGCAGUUACAGCAAGAUGACACGGUGGAGAUGAUGGAGGGGAUGGUGCACCCCUACCAAGGAGACAAGGUGGCUUACUGUGAGAUAGCAAACCGAAGAGUCAUGGAGGUGAUCAACUCUGCCAGGACACGACAGGAACUCCUUCACGCAAAGACUUUUCACAGCAGCCAGCAAGGCAGCGCCUUGUUACCCCAGCAGGGUGCUCAGGCAUCGGGGAGCCUGAAACCAGAACCCGACACCUGGAUCUACCCCUUAAUCCAAAUGAAACCUUUUGGCAUUCAGAUCGAUGAGAUGGUGACAGAGACGCUGCUGACGGAGGCUGAGCGGGAUGCCAGGAUAUACCUUACCACUGGCUACUUCAACCUGACACAAGCAUACAUGGACCUCAUCCUGGGCACCAGGGCCGAGUAUCGCAUCCUUCUGGCCUCACCGGAGGUGAACGGGUUUUUUGGUGCCAAAGGGGUGGCGGGUGCCAUCCCCGCUGCCUACGUUUACAUUGAACACCAGUUCUACAGCGAGGUCUGCUGCCUGCACCAGCAGGAGAGGGUCCGGCUGCAGGAGUACUCCAGGGCUGGCUGGACGUUCCACGCUAAAGGCCUCUGGCUGUACCUGGCAGGAAGCGAUCUGCCCUGCCUCACUCUCAUCGGCUCGCCUAAUUUCGGCUACCGAUCGGUUCAUCGUGACUUGGAAGCUCAGGUUGCGAUAGUGACAGAAAAUAAAGCUUUGCAGCAGCAGCUCCAUCAGGAGCAGGAGCAGCUUUACCUCUGCUCAGGUGUUGUCUCAUCAUCAACAUUUGAGCAGCCAAACCGUUACGUGAAGCUGUGGGUGAAGCUGGUAACGCCUCUGAUCAAGAACUUCUUUUGAAAGGAGUUGCUGCUUUGGGUUGAAGGUCCAGACGUAGGUGGGACCUCGCAUCCGUGUCUUGUAGACAGGACACUCAUAGACGUUCUUGGUUUCCACGCGGUCCACGGGGAUGGCUCUGAUGAAGAUGACGGGCAUCAUGGGCGUCAGCUCCUUCAGCCGAACCUCUGCCAUCACACUGGAAGGGACGUCCCACUGAGCGCCUGCGAAACCGGGGGACUGUUGGGGCACCGGCCGCCCCACGGCGCUUCCCGGGGAGGGGGCUGUUUUCCUGACCCCUCCCGGGGCAAAGGGGCUGCUCCGGCAGCAGCCGGGGGUGGAGUGGGACGGUUGGGUGGCCACGGCUGAGCAGUCAUUAGGGCUAACGAGUUCUCAUCUCACUGUGACUCAAGAAUGCGUUUUGCCUUACUGUGUGUGGGGUGCCUAAAUAAAUUGUGUCCCCGCUUGUCCCUCUGCAGGGCUGUGUGUGACCAUUGCACGGCUGGAGGCAGGACAUGGCUGUGAAGGGGUGUCCUGGCUGUGAAGGGGUGUCCUGUUUGGUCUGUGCUUUGUUCAGGUGGACGCGUUGGUGCUCUGCUGACACUGCCAUCUCUUCCCCAUCUCCCCCUCCCCAUUUUUUACAUUAAUUAUUUUAGGUUCUGAGUUUUCUGAUUUGUCUUACACAUCCAACAAGAGUGUAAUAAGUACAUGUAUUCGUUAGAACCACAUAGCUUGGGACAGCCCAGUCUUCAGGUCCCCCCGAACAGCAGCCUGAGUUUCCAAAACCAGUGUGUGGUUUGAGAAACUCUGCUCGUAAAGUGGAACGGUGCUGCCCUCAGCUGGUGCGGCUCUGAUUUAGCUGGAGUAAAGGCUUUUGCAAAAUCCCUACCAAUUCUGAUGAGCUGGUGAAUAUUAACACCCCCUCCCCUCACCUGUGCUUUCUCCGUGUCCCAAACACCUCAGAAAAGAGGUUCUCUUACCCUCCAUGAAUAGUCCGUGCACGUAGGAGCCUUCUCUGGGUGGAGCUGUUAUAGCGUCGCGGUUUUUCUUGCUCACUUCCACGGACAGACACAUCUUGUCCAGAGGCCACUCGUUUUUCCUGGCCGUGGACUGCAUGAUGGCGGUGAGGAAGGGCUGGGGGUUGAAGAAUCCAGCCAGCCACACCGUCGCAGGCAGCACAAAGUCUGUUGUCCAGACUUCUAAUUCCUGGAAAAUAAAAACAGCGGAGGCCUUUGA